AUGGAGAUUAAGGGGGGGUUAAAGAGGCCUGGGGGGAAGAGGAGGGGCUGCACCAAGAGCAGGAGGACGGAGAGCCCGGAGGACAAAUCCCCCCGUGAGACCCUGGUGGGAGAGGCCGUUUUGAAGGGCUCCCCGGCGCAGGAAGGCAGCGGGGAGGGAAAGGGCCGGAGAUCCCCCCUCAGGAGGGGCUCCAAAGCCAUCCCAGGGUGCUCUGAGGAGGAAAGAGCCAGCCUGUGCCAGGAAGGCAGCCGGAGCUUGAGGGGGAGCUCUGAGCUGGUGGUCCCUGAGCAGCCUCCCAGCAGGCAGAAGCCCUUCAGGUGCUUGGAAUGUGGGAAGAGAUUCAGGAAGAGCUUCAACCUCCUCACCCACCAGCACAUCCACACCGGGGAACGUCCCUACACGUGUGGGGAAUGUGGGAAGAGCUUCAGGCAGAGGUCCAACCUCCACACCCACCAGCGCAUUCACACUGGGGAACGACCCUACACAUGUAGGGAAUGUGGGAAGAGCUUCAACCAGAGCUCCAACCUCCGCACCCACCAGGGCAUCCACACUGGAGAACGGCCCUACCCGUGUAUGGAAUGUGGGAAGAGCUUCAGGGACAGCUCCCACCUGAUCGAACACCAGCACAUCCACACCGGAGAACGGCACUACACCUGUAGGGAAUGUGGGAAGAGCUUCAGCCAGAGAUCCACCCUCCUCCAACACCGUGGUGUGCACACUGGGGAACAGCCCUACACAUGUUGGGAAUGUGGGAAGAGCUUCAGUUACAGCUCCACCCUCCACAUCCACCGACUCAUCCACACUGGGGAACAACCUUACAAGUGCUUGGAAUGUAGGAAGAGGUUCAGGACCAGCUCAGAUCUCCUCAGGCAUGAGCAGACACACACAGAUGAGAGGCCCUUCCGCUGCACCGACUGUGGGAAGGGCUUCAACCGGAACUCCCACCUUGUCACGCACCGGCGCAUCCACACAGGGGAGAGGCCCUACAAGUGUGGGGAGUGUGGGAAGAGUUUCACCGAGAGCUCUAACUUCCACCUGAUCAAACACCAGCAGGUCCACACUGGGGAACGGCCCUACGUGUGUAAUGAUUGUGGGAAGAGCUUCAAGAACAGCUCCAACCUGAUCCGACACCAGGCCAUCCACACUGGGGAACGGCCCUAUACGUGUGGGGAAUGUGGAAAGAGCUUCAGGGACAGCUCCAGCCUCCGCACCCAUCAGCUCAUCCACACUAGGGAACAGCCCUACAAGUGCUUGAAAUGUGGGAAGAGGUUUAAGACCAGCUCACAUCUCUACAGGCAUGAGCGGACGCACACGGAUGAGAGGCCCUUCCGCUGCACCGACUGCGGGAAGGGCUUCAAGCACAACUACCACCUCAGCACCCACCGGCGCAUCCACACCGGGGAAAGGCCCUACAAGUGUGGGGAGUGUGGGAAGAGCUUCCCCCACAGCUCUACCUUGACCAAACACAAACGUACCCACCAGUAAGAGAAGCCCUACCAGUGCCCCGACUGCGGGAAGAGCUUCGGCCGCUGCUUCCACCCCGAAUGAACCCCCUGAUGUUGAGGCAACCCCUGGAGUCCAGUGACUGUCAGUCCAUCCCUUUUGACCACAAAGGGCCAGUCCCCUUUCCCAGGGGCAGCUUCUUCCAUAAGAACCCUUCUUGGAGGGGUGUGUGGAGAUUCCUGCCUUGGCUGGGGACCCCCCAAGGUCACUGCUGGAGGCUGAGAGCAGAGAUCUCCCCACGAGCAUUGGUCUGGGGGAGUUCCAUCCAUCUCUAAUUAAGAAUUAUUGCUUUUUUGCCAGCUUGAGCAGAAUUGCUUCAACAAUUGCUUUAGUGUAGAGCACUGUCCUGUCUUAUCCUAUACUCCUGGUAGUUUUAGUGUUUGUCUUGUGCAGUAAAUAAUUCUGAUGAAGAUCUUUUGU
Pseudopipra pipra is the source of this 1923-nucleotide messenger RNA. Its product is annotated as zinc finger protein 501-like. Lineage: Eukaryota; Metazoa; Chordata; Aves; Passeriformes; Pipridae. The record is from RefSeq and is a predicted model, not a curated record. Gene Ontology annotation, biological process: regulation of transcription by RNA polymerase II. Gene Ontology annotation, molecular function: DNA-binding transcription factor activity; RNA polymerase II cis-regulatory region sequence-specific DNA binding. Bases 1 to 1485 code for a protein of 494 amino acids. The transcript has 3 exons.